Molecule: messenger RNA, 2560 nt
Organism: Dermatophagoides pteronyssinus (European house dust mite)
Lineage: Eukaryota; Metazoa; Arthropoda; Arachnida; Sarcoptiformes; Pyroglyphidae
Molecular function (GO): protein binding
Source: RefSeq, a predicted model, not a curated record
AUACACACUGGCAAUAAAAUUGAUGAUUUCAUGAGAUUUUUUUUCCUCUUUUGGACUAUGAUGUCGGUGAUCAUCAAUCUGCUUCUGGUUAUGAUCCUUAUAUUGGUUGGUGGUGGUGGUGGUAGCUCGAAUAAAUCUUUAGUUUUCGCCAAUAGUGUAUCGCCAUUUUUUUCACCUUUAUUACCUAAACGUUGUCCAUCGCCACCAUGUGUCUGUGAUGUUGAUGAUCAAAAACGAAAAACGGUCACUUGUACAGAAUUGAUAGAAAACAUACCAAUCGAUAAAAUGGAUCCAGAGACUCAGGUGAUCAGCAUCACACCUAAACAAAAUCGAUAUAACGACCUGAAAUUGGGGCGUAUAUUUUAUGAAAUGACAAAUUUAGAAGAAAUCCGAAUAACACAAAGUAAAAUACCAGCAAUCGGUGAAUUCACAUUUUGUCCACUUCAUUGUAAUCCUUGCAAAUUCUUGAUCAAAAUUCUUGAUCUUAGCCAUAAUAAUAUCAAAUUUGUUGUACAAAGAAAUUUUUACUGCCUUGAUUCGUUGGAAUCUUUAGACUUGAGCGAUAAUAAUCUUUCAUCUGAUUUCCCAUCAGCUGCAUUUUUUAAAUUAUCAAGUCUACUGAAAUUAUCAUUGGCAAGAAAUAAGAUUAAUCAACUAGCUCCUUUGAUGUUUCAUUUGUUGAAUAAAUUAGAAGAACUCGAUUUAAGUGGGAAUCCUUUGUCUGAAAUUCGAUCUGAUAAACUUCGAGGCUUACCGAAUCUUCGUCUUCUUAAUUUGAAUAGCUGUCAAUUGACUCGAAUUGAUGGUUUUACAUUCCGAGAACUGACAAAUUUGGAAUACUUGGAUCUCAGUGAUAAUCAUCUGAAACAUUUGAAUCGUUCUUCAUUUGAAGGUCUUUUGAAUUUGCGCGUUCUUCUACUUAAUCGCAAUUCAUUAACUGUCUUACCGGAUCGAAUAUUCGCUGGUCUUAAUUUGAAUCGUUUAGAUUUAUCGAACAAUCUGAUAAAUCCGUUAACAAAUUGUGUGUUUUGUUUAGCAGAUGCCAUCAAAAAACUCGAUUUAUCCAAUAACAAAAUAACAUCGUUCAGUGCUGUCUUGCUGGAACCAAUUUCUUAUUCACUAGAGCAACUAUACAUUGAUCGAAAUCGAUAUUUAAUUGAUUCACCUUCUUCAGUGGUCGCCCUUUUGCAGCCGUUGCGUCGAUUAAAACUUUUAUCUGCAGCUGAAAUCAAUCUAGAUGAAUCACUGCCUGAAUCAACGUUUGAUUCUUUGAAAUCGUUAGUGUUUCUCAAUAUAUCCAACAACAGUUUAACCGAGCUAAAUAGUCGUCUCUUAAGUCCGGUAGCCGUUUCGUUGACUACAUUGGAUGUGUCCAACAAUAAAUUACCAUUCAUUGAUCCGAGCACAUUUUUAAUGUUUCAAAAUAUGCAUUUUCUUUCGGAAGUUUAUCUGCAUGGCAAUCCUUUUUCAUGUUACCGUUGCCAAAUAUUACCAUUCAUCGAUUGGCUAAAUAAUGAGCCGGCUGAAUAUUGGAAAGUUUGUCCAAAAUUAACUGAUGACCCGAAUCGAUUAAUUCAUUGUGCUCGUUGUUCGAUCCCAUCAUCAUUGGAAGGACGAUAUCUUCACGAACCGGGCUUGAAUCAUGAGCUUGAAUGGUGUACAAAUCCAGAAGUCCAAUUGCGGCUUACGGCGUCAGAACCACAAGUGGGCCUCAUAUUAGCAUUCUUAAUCAUCCUCAGCUUGGUCGCUUUAAUAUUAGUUGUCAUAGCCAUUUAUAGGAAACAUGGAGCUACAUAUUAUACACAAGAAGAUAAAUUAACCUCGAAAGAAGAAAUCUAUGCUGCAAGCGUCGGUGCACAACCAUUACAUUGGGCAACGAAACCUACCACGCCAAGUAAUCAUCGCAUGAUUUCAUUAAGUAGCACUAAUUGUUCAACAUCCCGACAAAACACAGUUCGCUCACCACAAUCUUCCAUUGAACAGCCUACAUUGACAACAAAUAUCAAUUACGGCCAGUCAGCUACAGUGAUGAUGACAACUGGCCAUCAAGACGAAGAGCAAAAAUCGAUCAUCUGUCAUGAUGCGGUAUGCAUUGGGUGUAAUCAAUGUGCUAAUAAUCCAGCGGUCAAACAGGUGAUCGCUUCAAUACCGGCUAUGACCGAAAUGUUGGAGAAUUCAUUGAAUCAGAUUAAUAACCACAAUCAAAUGAAUGAAAAUGUCUCGAUUACAAAAAUAAACCAUGGAACAGCAUCUGUUAUUAAACAAGAGCCACCGCCUCUUCCUGUGAAACAACCUUCAAUAGUUGAAAACAGUGAUGAAAUUAAUUCCGAUCAUGAAAACCUUGCAUCAGAAUCAAAUAAACCAGUAUUAUUACCACCGAUAGAAGUCGAUCAAAUCGAUGAUCAUUAUACGAGUGUACAUCAUCCGAAUUGUGUCGAUAAAAACUAUGAAGAGCAAAAAGUCAACAUUUACAUUUGAGUUUUGCUUAUAUCAAUUUUUGUUGAAUCAAUUUUUUUCUUAUGUCAUUUAAUGACAAUUUUGCAUAUCGUAAUUUUGAUUG